Pimephales promelas (fathead minnow) is the source of this 2067-nucleotide messenger RNA. It is a transcript of the gene tnfrsf19, whose product is annotated as tumor necrosis factor receptor superfamily, member 19. The record is from RefSeq and is a predicted model, not a curated record. Gene Ontology annotation, cellular component: plasma membrane. Gene Ontology annotation, molecular function: protein binding; signaling receptor activity. Lineage: Eukaryota; Metazoa; Chordata; Actinopteri; Cypriniformes; Leuciscidae. Gene Ontology annotation, biological process: positive regulation of JNK cascade; positive regulation of canonical NF-kappaB signal transduction.
ACACUCGCAGGCAGCAGGGAAGACUGGAGAAGAGAGCAACCAGAUCACACACACACACUCACAGUUGCUGGCCGCUUUACGUCCGCCUCGGGGUCAUGCAGAUAGUCUGUGCUUUUUGCAGGUAUUCGGAUUAUGGAGGGGUGUGAGUGAGUAAACAGCCUCGGUUAAAGCGCUUCUUGUCCAGGACGUGUGUGAAGCUUUGAUGUAACGUUACAUGCUGAUGGGAGAUCAGAUUGCAGGCAUCAUCAGACAGCAGUGUUUGAUCUGAACUUUAACUCCAGUGCUGGACUCCUGGACGGGACGGGUUCACGGGACCGCAUCCCGAACAGCUUUCCGUAGGGGACCGCGGGAUCUCACGAGCGACGCGUUAUCGUGUAUGUGGGAAAGACCUUUCAGAAUGCCUGCGGCACCGAUCCUCUCCGCGUUCACUCUUCACAGGAUACUCGUCCUUCCACUGUGUGUUAUGAUUGCAGUUAUGGCAGAGGAGAGAAGAGAUUGCAGGGAACAGGAAUACAAGGAUAAGUUUGGGAGCUGUAUUCCCUGUCGGCAGUGCGAUGCUGGACAAGAGCUAUCUAAGGAAUGUGGCUUUGGCUAUGGGGAGGAUGCCCAGUGUGUGCCCUGCAGAGCCAGUCGCUUCAAAGAGGACCGCAGCCUGCAGAAAUGCAAGCCCUGUCUGGACUGUUCUCUACUCAACCGCUUCCAGAAGGGGAACUGCUCCACCACGAACAACGCCGUCUGCGGAGACUGCCUGCCCGGAUUUUACAGAAAGACGAAGUUAAGUGGAUUUCAGGAUAUGGAGUGCAUCCCAUGUGGAGACCCGCCGCCACCAUAUGAACCGCACUGUAUGGGACGAGUGAAUCUUGUCCCGCUCCAGCCUCCAGUGACCAGUCCCAGAGACAUGGCUCUAGCGGCGGUGAUCUGCAGUGCGCUGGCCACAGUCCUGCUCGCCCUCUUCAUCCUGUGUGUCAUCUACUGUAAGAGACAACUGCUGGAGAAGAAACCAGUUUCGUUGAGGUCCCAUGAAGGUCCUUAUGUGGGUUCAGAGUUGUCUUGUCUGGACCGUCGAGUUCUGGAGUUUUCCCAGCGGCCUUGUUGUCACUGCCGUCCCGGAUCAGGACAGUCCCGCGGUCCUGUAAACCUGAUCCCGUCUCUCUGCUGCGAUGACACCUGGAGCCAGAGCCGUGGCCGUGAGUGUCGGCCCUUUCCCUCGCAGAGCAGUCUCAAUGAAGGACUGGUGAACCCAUCUCUGGGAGCCAGCCGGACAGAAGUGGGAGGUGCACCUGAUGAUGCCUGGCCGCUUUUUCAGACCAGUUCAACCACAAACGAUCUCCAGCCAGAGACAUGUUCCUCGUGUGAAGAGGACGAGGAGCGAGAGCCGCAGAUCUCAGGCCUGAGCCCAGCCGAGUGUGAGGAUGGGGCAAACAGUCGGCCUCUACUGCAAACGCUGUCUACAACUGAAGGAUGACCUCCUCUUAUCUCACCUGUUGUUGGCCUCUGAGAGCCACUCUGGAGGUAGAAAGAGCAAAGGAAGAUCCCAUCUCAGAUUACAUCAGGCCACACACACACUCACGCACCAAGAACGUGUGUUUCACCGUCUUUCUCCAGCAGUGUGUGACCACCACGUCAACAGCGGCCUAAAGAGACUCUAUUAAUAUCUAAGCAGAACCACAUAAGACGAAAGAUUCUCUCUUUUGUAAAGGAAUCACUAGACCUUUAGUUUUGUACCCCGGCACUGACUACCUGUUCAGGUGGGUUGAAGUCAAGGUUUGUCUGCAGGUAUUAGUUGCGGUCGACCUGAAUGGUUUGCAGACUCUUUUGCAGUACAUUCCAGUUCCAUAGAUCAAACUGCGCAUGUGUGUGUGUGUGUGUGUGUGUGUGUGAUCUCCAGUGUGGUGAAUUGUAGAUAUUGUAUUAUAGGAAAUAGGAGGACAAUAUUUUUUAUAAUGUAGAUACCCAUCCUGUGCCUUCACUCUUGCUUUUUGCAUUGAUGUUUGGUGAACUUUAAAAAAACAAAAACAAAUGAAUUUUGUGGCUUGUCAAAUUUGUAAAUAAAACUCUACAACAUUU